This is a messenger RNA of Liolophura sinensis, 4771 nucleotides long. Its product is annotated as post-GPI attachment to proteins factor 3-like. The record is from RefSeq and is a predicted model, not a curated record. Lineage: Eukaryota; Metazoa; Mollusca; Polyplacophora; Chitonida; Chitonidae. Gene Ontology annotation, molecular function: hydrolase activity, acting on ester bonds. Gene Ontology annotation, cellular component: endoplasmic reticulum membrane. Gene Ontology annotation, biological process: GPI anchor biosynthetic process.
GAACGUGGAGGAAUAAGACAGAAACAAGCGGGAGACAUUUGAGAGGCUGGAGGAAUUGAUCAGCUGGGGAGGAGAGGUUUGUGUCACUGUGUGUGCAUUAUGCUGAUGCCUCCAGGGUGUGGAGAAGCAUACAAGACAGGGUGAUGUCCUUGAUUCUGGUGUUAUUAUAUUAGCGGGAGAAGACAUCAGUUAGGACAAGGUAUAUGUCAUUGUACUGGUGAGUCCACACAGUGAUCCACUGAGGAGAAUUUCUGAGAGCAAGAGACGCAUGUUGUAUGGGUACAUGUACAAAUAGCUAGGACUUGAAUCUGUUGUUCUGUCUGUCAGUCAGUUUGUCUGUCAGUUGAAUAUUAUGCUUUUUCAUGUACAUAUUUACCAACAAACCCUGUUCACAUGUCCACGAAUCUGGACAAUUCUGGAGCAUAGAGUCACAGUCACAGGCAUAUAGUCAAACCACUGUGAACUAGGACUUCUGUUAUUGUGUCCGUCUGUUUGUCUUUCUGCCUGCCUGCCUGUCUGUACAUAAAGAUAUCUUGAGCUAAUACUGCCGAUGUUUCAUUCUGUGAGCCAGUCUGACAUAUCAAAUGAUGCAGUGCCCUUGUGACGUAGUUCUACUGGCUGCUAUCCUCGGUUACCUACUGGGGUCAGGCUCUGCCUCUGUCGGUGACCGAAGCUGGGUUUUCAGGCGGUGUAUGGACACAUGUUUACAUCAAAAAUGCACCAACAUGGCGCGCUUCCAAUCCAAGCAGCCCUGGAUCAGGCAAGUGUUGCGUUGGGGCUGUAUGGACGAAUGUCAGUAUACUUGUAUGUGGAAGACAGUGCGAGCCUUUGAGAAGGACGGUUCCUCAAUACCACAGUUCUUUGGCAAGUGGCCAUUUGUUCGUCUGUGGGGAAUUCAAGAGCCAGCAUCUGUGUUUUUCUCCAUUCUCAAUCUUGCCACCCAUUUUUUAAUAUUCAAGUUUCGCUCCAAGGUGCCUUCCUCAGCCCCAAUGUACUAUGUAGUGCAUGGGGCAUCCCUGGUUGGUUUUAAUGCCUGGUUCUGGUCUAUCGUCUUUCACACAAGAGACACAGAUUUUACUGAGAAAAUGGAUUACUUUUGUGCCUUUUCCGUGGCCAUGUACAGCCUGUUCGCUAUGUGCUGCAGAUUCUUGGGAACAGAAAAGCUGUGGAAACCUUCAGUAGUCGGUGCAGCUUUACUGACGGGCUAUACACUCCACAUUUACUACUUGGGCUGGAUUAAGUUUGAUUACUCUUACAACAUGGCUGCCAAUGUUACUGUGGGCUGGGUGGUGACGGGAGGCUGGCUUGCCUGGUGUCUGAUGGUGAGACGACAGAGACCGUACGUUUGGAAGCUUGUCGUGUUCUUGGUCUUUGUGAACCUCCUCUUACUUCUGGAGGUGGGUGACUUCCCUCCUCUCUGGACGUUUGAUGCCCACUCCCUGUGGCAUGCAGGCACUGUCCCACUGGGCAUUCUUUGGUACAGUUUCAUGAUAGAUGACAGCUUAGCAUUAUGGAAGGAGAAACAGGGGAGAGAGGAGCAGACAGAAGAUACAAAUGGAACAAAAAAAGCUGUGUAGAUGGUGGAUAGUUUCAUCAAGGUUUUAGAUGAGGCCUUUUCCAAGACUGUAAAGGUUGUGCCCAAAAUACACGUACAAAGCGCCCAAAGUAGCCGUCCGAAAGACUUGACAUUUUUCACUGCAAUGAAUGUAAUAAACAAAAAUAUUUAUUUCAUAAUCCAAACUUGAUGAGUUAAUGAGGCAAGUGAGUUAAUGAGAUAAGAUUAUGCCAGAUAACCCCCAAAAAGGCCUCUGAAUGAGCAAGAUUGUGCCUUUAAAUUUUGAGUGUGGCGAAAUUAAGGCCAAAUAUUACAAUACAGGGUGUGCCGAAAAUAAUGUAAUCUAAGCCUCUGUUUUUGCGCUUGAAUUCAGCAGUGUUACAGCAUAUUAGUAUUGUAUAAAUUAUCAUCUGCAUAUAGAGAUCAUUGUUCUUUGUCAUCAAAAAUGACACCUUUGAGCAUGUUGGGGAGGGUUUUCUAUCAAAGCGCCUACAGAUUCUAUUCAGGUGAGAUGUUGUACAUUUUACUGUGUUACAUGUUCUAAUCAUCUAUGACACUGUGAUACCUGCAAUAUGUAAAUCAGCUCACCUGGUCUGGAUUAGCAGUGUUUAAGGUCACAUGAUUGUCUAGGUCAGACUCACAAUACUGAUGUUCCACAUAAUCGUAAGCGCCAAUGAUUCAUCUGUAAAAUAGUCUAGAAAAAUGGUAUCUCAGAGGAGCGUAUUUUAUUACGGUUUUAUGGAUGAAGGAAACUGGAAUGCCCAUAGUAAAUCACCAACCUUAGACUCAUUACUGACGAACUUUCUCAUAGACAGCACAAAAUACAUGCAAAGAAUUCCCAAGUUCAUAUAAAUUCAAAAAUUUAUAUAAAUCUGCCUAAGAAAAGUUGAUCCAAAUGUGCGACUUCUCAGUUUUUUUUUUUGGAGUAUCUAUUCUUUUGCAUUAUGCUGGGCUUAAUGGUGGAUCAACAUGUGUUAAAUCGGCCCAAGCGGUGGACUCUGUUUUCUGUAAUAUGUCUCUGUUUCUGUAUAGAUGUGCACAGAAAGCAAAGAGGUUCACAAGCACUGCAGCAUAACGGCACAAACUGAUGUGCUUUUUUGCACAGCUGGUAAGUGACUUGUUUACAUUGGAAAUCGGCACAGUUCUGUAGCCUUUACUCUCAGGGACUCUCGAUGUUCAUUGUCGAUGUUGGAGGAGAGUGGUGCCUUUGCAAGUCUGGCUACGGAUUUUAUUUGGAAGGUAUAUCAGAUACCAGACAAAGGCCGGUGGGUUCCUAUAAGCUCUCUGGUUUCCCCCACCAAUAAACCUGGUCAUUGCCACAUAAAUAUUAUUUUUGGAUACAGAAUGAAACACCAGCGAAAUGAAAAAAAAAAAUACAUGAAUAACUUCAGUGAUUCUCACUAGUGUAUUGUACCACCGAUUUUAAUAGUUUUCAUGUCAGUAACCGGCGGAUGGUCGGGGGAUUCCCCUGGGCCAUGCCUGGUUUCCUCGAUAUAAGUGAAAAUACUGUUGAGUAUAGCGUAAAACACCAAUCAAAUAAAUAAAAUACAUGUAAUUUUUAAGGUUUCACUGCUUUUGUACAUAUCCUUAUUAUCCUGUAUAUCAGGUUUAACAAAAUCUUAACUUGAUGAUCAAUCAGCACAGUGUAAAUUUUCAGUAUUGAAAUUUGGUCUGUAUACUUAGGACAUAGUGGCUUUGGAGUGUAUAAAUUUUUAGAAGCUAAAGUAAGAGGGUUUCAGAGAUAUUGAGUGUCAAAGUACGGCCCAUUUUUAUAUGCCCACCCAGUAUACACCUGUUAAAUACUAAAGAGAUCACACCAUCUGUCAUGGCGGUGUAUGAGUAUAUACACCGCCAGCUUUCUUGGACGAUGUGUUUUGGAUGAUUAUCUCUGUCUUGGGCAAUCUGACUAUAUCCCUUCUAGUCAAGAGGAAAGAAAUGCUCAAUUUUUCAAUGAACAGGGGAUUUUGACCAGUCAUAAGCAGCAUGUUGAAAAAAAGGUCAAUCAGAUGUCCCUGCACAUUCAUCACAAAUGUUCAAUUGCCACUAUUGCUUUCACCGAGAAUGAAAUGCUGGGACAGUGGAUGUGUUUGGUAAAUUCAUCACUACAGUAUAUGUGGUAUCCUUUGUCCACGUUAAAAUUGGUCCAGUGUCUUGAAACAAACUUCAGUUUUCAGGCAUGGGAAAUAAGAGUGACAAGUUUCUUGUAAGUAUAGUUGAGCAACUCAGUUGUUACGUUCUAGUUUGAGCGUAUAUAUAAGUUUUCAUAUCUUUUGUGAAAGUAAGUUUGUUGUGUGAAAAUCGGACCUAGUGUCUGAAAGCUUGACAGAUGCUGCCAGUUCUAGUCGACCUACGUAGAACCAAAUUUAAUCUAGUUAGACAGCACUAGGUGAUAAGAAUCGCAAGGUUUUGUCAGUUAUUUGACAAAUAAAGCGUAAUUUUUGAGUUGUACGAUCACUAGUCAACUUACUCUCAGCUUUACCCCAAUUAGGCACUUCACAGAGUUGUGAAGGUUAUGCAUUUAGCAUUCCAGUCACUGUGAGUUCAAGCCCAGCUCAUGCUGGCUUCCUCUCCGGUCUGGGAAGGUCUGCCAGCCAGCAGCCUGCAGAUGGUCGUGGGUUUCCCCCAGGCUCUGCCCUCUUUCCUCCCAUCACAAUGCUGGCCACUGUCAACUAAGAAUUUCUAGAAUACAGCAUUCUAAAAAAAAUUAAAAAUAAAUAAAUCAAAUAUUUAGAAACAUUGUGUAAUGCAAACCUUGUUGCCGAUAAGGGUGUAAAAUUCAUAUUAAGACACAUGUAGUAUCCACAGUUACUGGAUUGAGAUUGCCCCAGCAUUGUCGCAGUCUUUACAAAAAAAUAUUGUAGAGUUGGGCAUAAAAUCAAUUUGGUCAUUAGGUGUUUGCGAUUGGGGGGAGUUUGAAUAGCAUUGAAUGCUUUUGUGUUGGAUAUUUUCAAACAACGUGAAGUAUAGGACAGGUACAAUUGUACGGCUCAAUGAUGAAGUACUAGGUACAUGUAUACUGAUUAUAGUAUUAAUGCGAAUGCUGUAGGCCUACUAAGAUUAGCAGUAUCUCGUAUCCCUUUGGUUUUAUUAUUGUUUAUGGUUUGUAUGAAUUUGUCAUGUAAGUAUGGCUGCUUGCUACACUCUGCAGUUGUUCAUGUGUGAAAAUCAUUAUUUUUCUGUAUGUUUCAUCUGUGUUUAACUGAAACGUAUAUCAUU